Molecule: messenger RNA, 4568 nt
Organism: Formica exsecta
Lineage: Eukaryota; Metazoa; Arthropoda; Insecta; Hymenoptera; Formicidae
Gene: Cul1
Product: cullin-1
Exons: 12
Coding region: 59-2392 (777 amino acids)
Biological process (GO): protein ubiquitination; SCF-dependent proteasomal ubiquitin-dependent protein catabolic process
Cellular component (GO): SCF ubiquitin ligase complex
Molecular function (GO): ubiquitin protein ligase binding
Source: RefSeq, a predicted model, not a curated record
GAAAUUGUAGUCGCAGCUAAUAACAGUGACGCUCACUCGACAAGCAUACAAGAACAGAAUGUCAGGGCAUAGAGGCGGUGGGGGGGCUGGAAGCCAUCAAGGUGGCCCUCCGGGCCUCAAGCAGAUUGAUUUGGAUCAAAUCUGGGGAGACUUACGCGAGGGCAUAGAACAAGUUUAUAACAGACAAUGUAUGUCAAAACCGAGAUACAUAGAGUUGUACACACAUGUAUAUAAUUAUUGCACAAGCGUUCAUCAACAACUGACUAGGACAUCAAGCAAGAGUAAAAAGGGACAAAUUCAACAAGGAGGUGCACAAUUAGUAGGAUUGGAAUUAUACAAACGUUUGCGUGAAUUUCUUAGGAAUUAUCUCAUUAGUUUACUCAAACAUGGCAUUGAUUUGAUGGACGAGGAUGUGCUGCAGUUCUACACAAGACAAUGGGAGGAAUAUCAGUUCAGCAGUAAAGUGUUAAAUGGCGUAUGUGCAUAUCUCAAUCGUCAUUGGGUACGCAGAGAGUGCGAGGAGGGUCGCAAAGGAAUUCAUGAAAUUUAUCAGUUGGCCUUGGUUACCUGGCGAGAUAAUUUAUUUAGGCAUUUAAAUAAACAAGUUACUAAUGCAGUGCUUAAAUUAAUCGAACGGGAGCGUAACGGUGAAACGAUAAAUACUCGAUUAGUCAGUGGCGUCAUCAAUUGUUAUGUAGAAUUGGGUUUAAAUGAAGACGACCCAGGUACUAAAGGACAAAAUUUAACAGUAUAUAAAGACUCCUUUGAGAAUAUCUUCCUCGAGGAUACCGAACGAUUCUACAAUCGUGAAAGUUCCGAAUUUCUUAGACAAAAUCCUGUUACAGAAUAUAUGAAAAAAGCAGAACAGAGAUUAUUAGAAGAACAGAAGCGAGUACGCGUUUAUCUGCAUCAGACGACUCACGAGCGAUUGGCGAAAACAUGCGAAAGAGUACUUAUCGAGAAACAUCUGGACAUAUUUCAUUCCGAAUUCCAGAAUCUAUUGGAUGCUGAUAAGAAUACAGAUUUGGGCAGAAUGUAUCAGCUAGUAGCGAGAAUACCGAAUGGCCUCGGAGAGUUAAGAAAUCUCUUAGAAAGUCACAUAGCUAAUCAGGGACUUGCAGCUAUAGAUAAGUGCGGUGACUCUGCGGCUAAUGAUCCAAAAAUUUAUGUCAACACAAUCUUGGAGGUGCACAAAAAGUAUAAUGCCUUAGUGCUGGUUGCAUUUAACAAUGAUAGCGGUUUUGUUGCAGCCUUGGAUAAGGCUUGUGGACGGUUUAUCAAUAGCAACUCUGUUACAAGGGCAGCUAAUAGCAGCAGUAAGUCACCUGAAUUAUUAGCUAAAUACUGCGAUUUGCUGCUGAAAAAGAGCAGUAAAAAUCCGGAAGAGGCAGAACUCGAAGAUACUCUUAAUCAAGUUAUGGUAGUAUUUAAAUACAUUGAAGACAAAGAUGUAUUCCAGAAAUUUUAUAGUAAGAUGCUAGCAAAACGAUUAGUGCAACACAUGUCUGCUAGCGAUGACGCAGAGGCUUCUAUGAUCUCUAAACUGAAACAAGCUUGUGGAUUUGAGUAUACUUCAAAGUUACAACGUAUGUUCCAGGAUAUUGGUGUGUCUAAAGAUCUAAACGAACAGUUCAGAAGACAUUUGACAAAUUCUGCUGACCCUUUGGAUAUAGAUUUUAGUAUACAAGUUUUAUCUUCUGGUUCAUGGCCAUUCCAACAGUCCUUUACAUUUUCGUUGCCAACAGAGCUAGAGAGAUCUGUGCAUAGAUUCACUACUUUCUAUAGUUCACAACAUAGUGGCAGAAAGUUAAAUUGGUUGUAUAAUAUGUCUAAAGGAGAACUACAUACGAAUUGUUUCAAGAAUAGAUAUACAUUGCAAGCAUCGACUUUUCAAAUGGCAGUUUUGUUAGCAUACAAUGGAUCUACAUCAUGGACAAUACAACAAUUGCAAUAUGCAACUCAAAUAAAAAUGGAUUUUCUAUUACAGGUUGUUCAAAUACUUUUGAAAGCUAAACUUUUAACUGCAGUUAGCGAUGAUGUAGCUGAACUGACUCCAUUGUCGACGGUAGAACUUUUCACAGGAUAUAAGAAUAAAAAACUAAGGGUAAAUAUUAACAUACCUAUGAAGACGGAAUUGAAGGUUGAACAAGAGACUACACACAAACACAUAGAAGAAGAUAGGAAACUUCUAAUCCAGGCAGCAAUUGUUAGAAUUAUGAAAAUGCGAAAAGUAUUGAAGCAUCAACAGUUGGUGGCAGAAGUAUUGAACCAAUUAAGCUCUAGAUUCAAGCCAAGAGUACAUGUCAUCAAGAAAUGUAUAGAUAUUUUAAUUGAAAAAGAAUAUUUGGAACGCACAGAGGGUCAAAAAGACACUUAUAGCUAUCUGGCAUGAUCAGUCGAUUUAGGACAACGAUACAGCAGCAGCCAUAUACAUAAAACAAAAAUAAACUUAUAUUCAUUAUCAUUGCUAUAUACGUAUCAGAAUAUUUAUUUAAGUUUCUAAUGUAAUUAUCCAUAUUUUUAUUCUGUACAUGGAUGCCUUUGUACCGUAUUGUCCUUCUCUGGUCGCAUUUAGGAAAAGCUCUGGCUUUUUAUAUAUCUUUCAAAAGAUAUAUACAUGCAAUGUCAUCUAAAAAAAAAGAGAUGAUAAAAUUAUUUCAUAAUUAUCAUAGUCAAUGUGCUAGGUGUGUUACUGUCUGUGCUAUUUUCCAUAUAAAACAGAGUGUACUGCUUGGCCAUACUAUCACAGAAAACACAAAAUAUGAGAAAUAAUCUACAGAGUAUUAUAGCAUGAUAAAAAAAUGUGCAUUUUUAUUGCAUUGCCAUUAAUAUUUUUCGGUUUUGCAAUCGUGAGAAUAUUAAAGAGUAAUCUAUUUUCCAUAAAAUAAGAAGUACUAUGAAAAUGGGAAAAGUAAAAGACAUGUGCUAUUACAUCUCUCUAUAAAAGAAUCAUUGUAAAUUAUAAUAUUGGUUAUAUAAAAAAAAAUAAAUGCAAUAAAAUAUAAUAAAACAAAUUGUAGAACAUUUUCGCGAGCACAUAGAUAGUAAUGCAUUUUAGCAGAAAAAAAGUCCAACUUUUAUGAUAGAUAUAUUUAAGACCAGAAAAUUUUAUAUCAACAUGUGGAUGCAAAAUAUCAUUGCAAUGGUAGCAAUUUAAUUGCCUUUAUGUAUAGCGCAAUUUCGCCAAUUGAAUCCUAGAUAAAAUAUUUGAAAUUACAAAGAUAAAAAUUUAUAACAUAUGAUUUCCUAUUGAAAAUUGAAUGCUAACAUUAUUUUAAUUUGUUAGCAUAUUAUAAUUAGCGCGACUGAGAUCAAAAUUGAUAUCUUACAAAAUUACACUUAAGAGUAUAAUGCAAAAUGUCUAGAGGUAGUGACCUCAAUUAUCCUUAGGCUGAAACAGGGUUUGAGGAUCAACAUGCUGAUUCUUAACUUAUUAAUGAUCAAUCUCGAGUAAAUUUGUUUAAAUUUUUGUAAAAUUUUUAUUACUGUAGUAGAGAGAGAAAUGUUUAGUAUUUACAGUGCAAUAUGGAAAUGGUUAGAUACGAAUAUCUGUGGUGAAUAAAGUGAUUGGAAAAGAAAAAGAGGAAAAAACAGCUACAAAAUAAUGCUUAUAUGAAUUUCAACUUCAGUGCUCUCAACAGGAAGAGUUGUAGAUCCUGUGUAACUCUAAACGUUUGAAAGUUAUAAUUGUUUCAAGAUUGAAUUUUGAAACUCGAUAAAUAUAAAAAUGAACGAAAGAGAGAGAGAGAGAAAAAAGUUAGAAAAUUUUAAAUAACUGCAUAUAUGUAUCACAAUCCCUAGAUAUUCAGAUAUUAGUAACAUUUUCCUCGUGACAUAUUGUCAAUGAUAAAAAAAAAGGCUGAAAAGCGAGGGAAAAAUAAAUUGAAAAUUAUUGUAAUUAAACCAUAUUAACAUACUUGCCUGCAGGGCGAACAACUACAUACAUAUUUAGAUACAGGAAACAUUAACUUAAUGUAUUUUAUUAAAUAAAGAGUGUAUUGCGAAUUUUUUCAAAUUACGAAAGCAUAAAUGUAAUGUUAUAUUCAAGUUAAGUUGUGUGCAGAAAUGGAUACUGACUUAUACUAUAUAUAGUCCUUAUCCAUAUACUUGUGAUAUUCGCUAUUAUUUAAUAUCUCUAUGUAAACGAGCAAUUGUUUACGACGAAUUGUUUGCGAAAAUAAUUUUGAUCGCGCUUUUGUAAGUUUUAGACAUGUACUACAACGGUAUACAUCAUCUUAGGCUAAGAAUUAGGAUCCUCCAUUGCAGAACGAAUGCUCGUGUAUUAUUCAGCGAAGUAACAUUAAUAAUUUUGAGAAGAGGAGAGACGCAUAUUUUUAAAUUCGGUGUAUAGCUCGUCGCGUGACACUUUUCGAUAUGUCACGAUUGUAAAAGCAAAUAAUGAAUAUUUAUACUCGCGUCAAAAUGCGCGGCGAAAAUCUGAUGCUUUGAAUUUUUGUACACUAAGAGUUUGUUAUUGUCAGUUAUUAUUCCUUGCACGCGCGCGUGCACACACAUAUACACAAAUACACACGAGUUAUGUAAAUAAACUGACAUAAAUAAACUGUGAA